This is a messenger RNA of Hevea brasiliensis (rubber tree), 1664 nucleotides long. RefSeq names its product 1-aminocyclopropane-1-carboxylate oxidase homolog 1-like. The record is from RefSeq and is a predicted model, not a curated record. The coding region runs from base 429 to 1541 and encodes 370 amino acids. The transcript has 3 exons. NCBI's taxonomy places the organism in Eukaryota, Viridiplantae, Streptophyta, Magnoliopsida, Malpighiales, Euphorbiaceae.
AGUAUAAGAUCUCCAGUGUCUGUGGCAUGCUUUUUAAGCACAUUUUUUCUCCCAAAGUCAAGACUCUAUGGACCUAUUAAACAGUUGUUAUCUGAAGAGAAGCCUCCAAAAUACAGAGAAACAUCGGAGACUAUUGUGUCCAUUAUAAACUUUUAUGCAAGUGAACAUUACGUCAGUUGAACUUCUUGUCUUGACUUCAACUUUGAUCCAGAUGACAAGAGCAAGUGCCUAAACCCAAUCCAUUGCGGUCCAGCCCUUCAGCCCACUUAUCCUGUUAGCUGAUAAAACAUGGGUCAUCCAAGUAAACACAAUUUUUGUCAUAAAUGAUGUGAAUUAUAAAAAAAAGGGAAAAAAAAGAGAAGGAAAUAAAUUGAGAGGUGCUGAAUGUCUUAUCUUGCUUUGCCAUUGUGUGAACAGUAUUAGACUGGAUGACUGAACAAAGAAAAAUGUACUCCACAUUAGACCCUGCUUAUUGCCGGAAAGUUGAGUUGAAAGCUUUUGAUGACACAAAAGCUGGCGUUAAAGGACUUGUUGAUGCUGGAAUUACCCAAGUUCCUCGCAUUUUCCAUCAUCCAUCUGAUGAACUUAAAAAAAUUUCACAUGAUGCUGCUGAUGACAAAUUCACUUUUCCUAUAAUAGACCUUGAAGGCAUCAAUCAAGGUUCAGCUUUGCGCAAGGAGAUCGUUGACAAAGUACGAAAUGCUUCAGAGACUUGGGGAUUUUUUGAAGUGAUCAAUCAUGGGAUUCCUGUGACUGUCCUGGAGGAGAUGAAGGAUGGGGCUCAUACGUUUUACCAGCAAGAUAUUGAGGUGAAACAGGAGUUUUACUCUCGUGAUCUCACGAAAAAGAUGGUGUACAAUAGCAACUUUGAUCUGUACAAUUCCCCAUCAGCUAAUUGGAGAGAUACUAUUGUUUUUCAAAUGGCACCUGAUCCUCCCAAGCCAGAAGAGCUGCCAACUGCAUGCAGAGAUAUAGUAGUUAAGUACUCCAAGGAAGUUAUAAAAUUGGGAAAUUUACUAUUCCAGUUAUUAUCAGAGGCUCUUGGUCUGAAUCCAAACCACUUGAAAGACAUGGAUUGCGCUGAGGGGCUUAUGGUUCUGUGUCAUUACUAUCCAGCAUGCCCCCAGCCAGAAUUAACGAUGGGCACAAGCAAGCAUUCAGAUAAUGACUUCCUAACCGUGCUUCUUCAAGACCAUAUUGGUGGCCUCCAAGUUCUCCAUCAGAAUCAGUGGAUUGAUGUUCCUCCCACACCAGGGGCUCUGGUGGUUAACAUUGGAGAUCUUCUGCAGCUCAUAUCAAACGAUAAUUUCGUAAGCGUUGAGCAUCGGGUGCUGGCAAACAAUAUAGGACCAAGAGUGUCUGUGGCGUGCUUUUUUAGCACUGCUCUAAUGUCAAAAUCAAGAAUCUAUGGACCUAUCAAAGAGUUGUUAUCAGAAGAGAAUCGUCCAAAGUACAGAGAAACCACAGUGAAAGAAUACGUUGCUCACUUCAAUGCAAAAGGCCUUGAUGGGACUUCUGCUCUGCUGCAUUUCAAGCUCUGAAGUCCAGCAAUGACAAAUAUAUGGGCAUGUAGUCUAAUUAGCACUUCUCAUGGAAUUGAUAAAGAUGAUUGUGGACAUUUUUUAUGGAAUUUGGUAAAGAUGAUUACGAAUAUUUUAAUGGAA